UCCCCUCUCUCUCUAGCGUGCUUACCAGGAGCCCUACCCAGCUCUCUUCCCGACCAUUCUGUGAAGCCCGGAAUAACACACACGCAGAAAAAGUGUAAGGCAGGCAGAGGAGAACACAGGAGGGGCGAGGAGAGUGGGGAAAACGCCCUGGAAACUCGGCUGGUACUAACAGAGUUCAAGUAUUUUAAACACCAAGUUGAGACUGUAAAGAAGUGAUUUUCACGGGCUGAGCCAGAAGGGGGGAGAGGACGACCUCCGAGGAUGCUCCGGCUGGUUUGAGACUGCUUGGCGCACGGUCUGCGCAAAGACUCUAGGAAGACGGGUGCUGAAGAUCUAGAACCAGGGAGAACGUUGGACCUGCUUGAGCAAUCCAAAAACAACAAAAGCAUUUCCAUCACACCAGGCCACAAAAACAGAGGAUGGCUGAGGAGGACGGGACUAGGGAGGUGCUCUUUCCAGACUGGGAGGGUACGGACAAAACUGGCCUCACAAUCGAGCAAACGGGUGAAGGAGAAAUAUUUGUCAAAGAGGUGAAAGAUGAGUCACCCGCAGGGCGGUCCGGGAGAGUACAUGAAGGUGACCAGAUUGUGGGGGCUACCAUUUACUUUGACAAUAUGAGCUCCGAAGCCACGGCUGACAUACUGAAGACAUUGAACCGCCACAAAGUUGGACUGAAACUACAAAACAGAGGGGACAAGUCCCCUGGGCGCUCCCCCCUGACCACGCCCCUAAGCACGCCCCUGAGCACGCCAUGCCGCUCGCCGAUGGGAACGCUGACAUGGGAAGGGAAGAGCCGCUUUGGAGGUUCCAGUCCGGACAUCGUCCUGAGUGGGGACGAUGAGGACUACAAAAGAAUAUACUCAAAGAAGAUCAAACCCAGGCUGAAAUCAGAAGACCUUGCAGAGGGAGUGGACGUACGCACCGAGCGGCAUAGCAGCACAAGCAGUGAUGGCAGCACCAUCACCACCAUCACACGCCGCAUCACCACCUACACUGUGGAUAUGCCUGGAGGCAUCAGCGAGCAAUCUGAACUUUCAAGCCCCGAGGUCAAAGGGCUAAGAUAUGAAUCUGGUGAUGGAUCAUCAUAUAGUAUCAUUUCACAGGGGAGUCCAUCAGGUAAAGAUGGAGCAGAAGAGGGAGCUUUUGAGCUAGGAAAUGUAUCAUUAACCAAGCCACAAGUUAGUUCAACAGAGACACACUGGAGUACUGGAGGGUUGAGAACCACAACAACUUCCAGGGAGAUGGAGGGAGAUGGAAGCUUAGGAAUGAGGCUAAAGGGGCAACAGUUUGGAAUGUCAGGAGGUAACGGCCAGGGUGGUAUGAGUAUGUCAAGGGGGCUUGGUGCCCACGGAGAUGGAAGUGGGCACACAGGCAUUAAGCAUGUUAAAAUAGGGGGUUUGGAAGGAGGAGAAAUUGUCAGCUCAGAUGUUAAAGAAGGAUCUAUUGGUGUGUCUUUGCCAGGAAAGAUAACACGCUUCUCCUCCUCAUCAGAUGGCAAGGUAGAAGGGGGAGAUGUGGACAUGAGUUUUGGAAAAGGGAAAUCUCAUGUCUCUGACAUUACAAUUGGUCAAAAGAGGACAGUGGGUUCAGGCCAAAUUGGCCUUUCAAGUGAGAGAUUUGAAGGGGGUUUAGAAGGGGGAGACUUUGUCAGCUCAGAUGUAAAAGGAGGAUCUAUUGGUGUGUCUUUGCCAGGAAAAAUGACACGCUUUUCCUCUACAUCAGUAGGCAAGGGACAAGUGGGAGAUGUGGACAUGAGUUUUGGAGAAGGGAAAUCUCAUGUCUAUGACAUUACAAUUGGUCAAAAGAGGACAGUGGGUUUGAGCAAAAUUGGCCUGUCCAGUGAGAGAUCUGAUGCAACAUCCACAGAUAUUGACACUGAAUUAAGAGAAGUGAGCUUGGCAUCAGGAUUUAAUGUGAAAGGUGCUGCUGAAAAGCUAAAUAUCAAAGGGAAACAUGUCUCAACAGAAAUUGUAGAUAUCGCUCUGAAAGGUACAAAUCUUGAACGGAAAAUUGAUUCUUCAGAGCCAACCUCAUUGGGUGACGGAAAGGCCAUAACAAUAGAUAAUGGAGGGGUUGAGUCUGAAAUUAAUCAAAAAACGUCCAUAGGAUCAUUUGGAUUCAAGGAUGCAAAAGUGCAAGGUCAAAGUGUCAAUACGAAUCUCCCUGAAGCUAAUAUUGUCAUAAAAAACACUGAAAGCACUCUCAAAGGACGAGACGCUGAUAUUGUAAUGGCAGACGUUAACCUGAAAAGACCAGAGCUCACAGAUAUGAAUGUGUCAUUACCAAAUAUUCACGGUCAGAAGAAACCACUUAAAGUUGACAUCAAAGGACCAGAAAAAGAGGUUGGCCUUGAUGGUAAAUAUGAGAAGCCAAAAUUCAACAUGCCUUCCAUCUCAGGUCCUCAGAUUUCUGGGCCGAAUGUAGAUGUAAACUUGAAAGGAUCCAUGAUCAAGGGUGAUUUAGAUGUGGCAGUUCCAACGAUUGACAGAGACAUAAAAACAACAAAAGCUGAUGUUGAAAUUGAAGGAUCAGAAAGUGGAUUCAAAAUGCCAAAGGUGAAAAUGCCAUCCUUUGGCUACGAAGCACCAGAAUUGAAAGGAAGAGAUGUAGACAUUAAUGUUUCAAAGUCGGACAUUGACAUUCAAGGACCUAACGUUGAUAUCAAAGCACCAGAAAUUUAUAUUGAAAGCAGAGAUGGCAAAAUGAAAGGGUCCAAAUUCAACAUGCCUUCCAUCACGGGACACAAACUUUCCACGCCAAAUGUGGACUUCAACUUGACAGGACCUACAACCGAGGGCGGUGCAGAAGUGUCGGUCACAAAGACAGAUGCAAACAUCAAACCACCGAAAGUGAAAUUUGAAGAACCAGAUGUUGAUAUCAAAGGGCCAGGAGGCGAAUUUCAAAUGCCCAAAAUUAAAAUUCCAUCAUUUGGCUUCAAAGGUGCAACGAUUGAGGGACCGACAGUUGACAUUGACCUUCCAAAGGGAGACAUUGACAUCAAGGCACCUAAAGUUGAUAUUGAAGGACCAGGAAUCAAUGUUGAAGGCUCAGAUGCCAACAUUAAAGGAUCAAAAUUCAAAAUGCCAUCCCUCUCCGGACCUAAAAUUUCGAUGCCUGAUCUAGACUUCAAUUUGAAAGGAUCGAAGCUCAAGGGGGAUGUAGAUAUGUCAGGUCCAAAGAUCAAAACAGACAUCAAAACACCAAAAGUGGAAAUUGAAGGCACAGACGUUGAUAUUGAUGGCUCUGAAGGUGGAUUUAAAAUACCGAAAAUGAAAAUGCCAUCAUUUGGCUUUAAGGGUCCAAAGAUUGAGGGACUGGAUGGUGACAUUAACCUUCCAAAGGCAGAAAUUGAAAUCAAGGCUCCCAAAGUGGAUAUGAAAGGACCAGAAUUCGAUAUUGAAGGCCCAGAUGCCAAAAUAAAAGGAUCCAAAUUCAAAAUGCCCUCCCUCUCAGGACCUAACAUUUCGAUGCCUGAUCUAGACUUAAAUUUGAAAGGAUCAAAGCUCAAGGGGGAUGUAGAUAUGUCAGGUCCAAAGAUCAAAGCAGACAUCAAAACACCAAAAGCGGAAAUUGAAGACCCAGGCGUUGAUAUUGAGGGCUCCGAAGGUGGAUUUAAAAUGCCAAAAAUGAAAAUGCCAUCAUUUGGCUUUAAAGGUCCAAAGAUUGGGGGACCGGAUGUUGACAUUGACCUUCCAAAGGCAGAAAUUGACAUCAAGGCACCCAAAGUUGAUAUCAAAGGACCAGACAUUGAUGUUGAAGGCUCAGAUGCCAAAAUUAAAGGAUCCAAAUUCAAAAUGCCAUCCCUCUCCGGACCUAACAUUUCGAUGCCUGAUCUAGACUUAAAUUUGAAAGGAUCAAAGCUCAAGGGGGAUGUAGAUAUGUCAGGUCCAACGAUCAAAGGAGACAUCAAAACCCCAAAAGUGGAAAUUGAAGGCCCAGACGUUGAUAUUGAGGGCUCUGAAGGUGGAUUUAAAAUGCCAAAAAUGAAAAUGCCAUCAUUUGGCUUUAAAGGUCCAAAGAUUGAGGGACCGGAUGUUGAUAUUGACCUUCCCAAGGCAGAAAUUGACAUCAAGGCACCUAAGGUUGAUAUGAAAGGACCAGGAAUCGAUGUUGAAGGCCCAGAGGGCAAAGUUAAAGGGUCCAAAUUCAAAAUGCCCUCCCUCUCCGGACCCAACAUUUCAAUGCCUGAUCUAGACUUCAAUCUGAAAGGACCAAAGCUCAAGGGUGAUGUUGAUAUGUCAGGCCCAAAGAUCAAAGGAGACAUCAAAACACCGAAAGUGGAAAUUGAAGGCCCGGACGUUGAUAUUGAGGGCUCCGAAGUUGGAUUUAAAAUACCAAAAAUGAAAAUGCCAUCAUUUGGCAUUAAAGGUCCAAAGAUUGAGGAACCGGAAGUUGAUAUUGACCUUCCCAAGGCAGAAAUUGACAUCAAGGCACCAAAGGUUGAUAUGAAAGGACCAGAAAUCGAUGUUGCAGGCCCAGAGGGCAAAAUUAAAGGGUCCAAAUUCAAAAUGCCCUCCCUCUCCGGACCUAACAUUUCAAUGCCUGAUCUAGACUUCAAUCUGAAAGGACCAAAGCUCAAGGGUGAUGUUGAUAUGUCAGGUCCAACGAUCGAAGGAGACAUCAAAACACCGAAAGUGGAAAUUCAAGGCCCAGACGUUGAUAUUGAGGGCUCUGAAGGUGGAUUUAAAAUGCCAAAAAUGAAAAUGCCAUCAUUUGGCUUUAAAGGUCCAAAGAUUGAGGGACCGGAUGUUGAUAUUGACCUUCCCAAGGCAGAAAUUGACAUCAAGGCACCAAAUGUUGAUAUCAAAGGACCAGAAAUCGAUGUUGCAGGCCCAGAGGGCAAAAUUAAAGGGUCCAAAUUCAAAAUGCCCUCCCUCUCCGGACCUAACAUUUCAAUGCCUGAUCUAGAUUUCAAUCUGAAAGGACCGAAGCUCAAGGGUGAUGUUGAUAUGUCAGGCCCAAACAUCAAAGGAGACAUCAAAACACCAAAAGUGGAAAUUGAAGGCCCAGACGUUGAUAUUGAGGGCUCUGAAGGUGGAUUUAAAAUGCCAAAAAUGAAAAUGCCAUCAUUUGGCUUUAAAGGUCCAAAGAUUGAGGGACCGGAUGUUGAUAUUGACCUUCCCAAGGCAGAAAUUGAGCUCAAGGCACCAAAGGUUGAUAUCAAAGGACCAGAAAUCGAUGUUGCAGGCCCAGAGGGCAAAAUUAAAGGGUCCAAAUUCAAAAUGCCCUCCCUUUCCGGACCUAACAUUUCAAUGCCUGAUCUAGAUUUCAAUCUGAAAGGACCAAAGCUCAAGGGUGAAGUUGAUAUGUCAGGCCCGAAGAUCAAAGGAGACAUCAAAACACCAAAAGUGGAAAUUGAAGGCACAGACGUUGAUAUUGAGGGCACCGAAGGUGGAUUCAAAAUGCCAAAAAUUAAAAUGCCAUCAUUUGGCUUUAGAGGUCCAAAGAUUGAGGGACUGGAUGUUGACACUGACCUUCCCAAGGCAGAAAUUGACAUCAAGGCACCCAAAGUUGAUAUCAAAGGACCAGAAAUCGAUGUUGCAGGCCCAGAGGGCAAAAUUAAAGGGUCCAAAUUCAAAAUGCCCUCCCUCUCCGGACCCAACAUUUCAAUGCCUGAUCUAGACUUCAAUCUGAAAGGACCAAAGCUCAAGGGUGAUGUUGACAUGUCAGGUCCAACGAUCGAAGGAGACAUCAAAACACCAAAAGUGGAAAUUGAAGGCCCAGACGUUGAUAUUGAGGGCUCUGAAGGUGGAUUUAAAAUGCCAAAAAUGAAAAUGCCAUCAUUUGGCUUUAAAGGUCCAAAGAUUGAGGGACCGGAUGUUGAUAUUGACCUUCCCAAGGCAGAAAUUGACAUCAAGGCACCGAAGGUUGAUAUCAAAGGACCAGAAAUCGAUGUUGCAGGCCCAGAGGGCAAAAUUAAAGGGUCCAAAUUCAAAAUGCCCUCCCUCUCCGGACCUAACAUUUCAAUGCCUGAUCUAGAUUUCAAUCUGAAAGGACCAAAGCUCAAGGGUGAUGUUGAUAUGUCAGGCCCAAAGAUCAAAGGAGACAUCAAAACACCAAAAGUGGAAAUUGAAGGCCAAGACGUUGAUAUUGAGGGCACCGAAGGUGGAUUCAAAAUGCCAAAAAUUAAAAUGCCAUCAUUUGGCUUUAAAGGUCCAAAGAUUGAGGGACCGAAUGUUGACAUUGACCUUCCCAAGGCAGAAAUUGACAUCAAGGCACCCAAAGUUGAUAUGAAAGGACCAGAAAUCGAUGUUGCAGGCCCAGAGGGCAAAAUUAAAGGGUCCAAAUUCAAAAUGCCCUCCCUCUCCGGACCCAACAUUUCAAUGCCUGAUCUAGACUUCAAUCUGAAAGGACCAAAGCUCAAGGGUGAUGUUGACAUGUCAGGUCCAACGAUCGAAGGAGACAUCAAAACACCAAAAGUGGAAAUUGAAGGCCCAGACGUUGAUAUUGAGGGCUCUGAAGGUGGAUUUAAAAUGCCAAAAAUGAAAAUGCCAUCAUUUGGCUUCAAAGGUCCAAAGAUUGAGGGACCGGAUGUUGAUAUUGACCUUCCCAAGGCAGAAAUUGACAUCAACGCACCGAAGGUUGAUAUCAAAGGACCAGAAAUCGAUGUUGCAGGCCCAGAGGGCAAAAUUAAAGGGUCCAAAUUCAAAAUGCCCUCCCUCUCCGGACCUAACAUUUCAAUGCCUGAUCUAGAUUUCAAUCUGAAAGGACCAAAGCUCAAGGGUGAUGUUGAUAUGUCAGGGCCAAAGAUCAAAGGAGACAUCAAAACACCAAAAGUGGAAAUUGAAGGCCCAGACGUUGAUAUUGAGGGCACCGAAGGUGGAUUCAAAAUGCCAAAAAUUAAAAUGCCAUCAUUUGGCUUUAAAGGUCCAAAGAUUGAGGGACCGGAUGUUGACAUUGACCUUCCCAAGGCAGAAAUUGACAUCAAGGCACCCAAAGUUGAUAUGAAAGGACCAGAAAUCGAUGUUGCAGGCCCAGAGGGCAAAAUGAAAGGGUCCAAAUUCAAAAUGCCCUCCCUCUCCGGACCCAACAUUUCAAUGCCUGAUCUAGACUUCAAUCUGAAAGGACCAAAGCUCAAGGGUGAUGUUGACAUGUCAGGUCCAACGAUCGAAGGAGACAUCAAAACACCAAAAGUGGAAAUUGAAGGCCCAGACGUUGAUAUUGAGGGCUCUGAAGGUGGAUUUAAAAUGCCAAAAAUGAAAAUGCCAUCAUUUGGCUUUAAAGGCUCAAAGAUUGAGGGACCGGAUGUUGAUAUUGACCUUCCCAAGGCAGAAAUUGACAUCAAGGCACCAAAGGUUGAUAUCAAAGGACCAGAAAUCGAUGUUGCAGGCCCAGAGGGCAAAAUUAAAGGUUCCAAAUUCAAAAUGCCCUCCCUCUCCGGACCUAACAUUUCAAUGCCUGAUCUAGACUUCAAUCUGAAAGGACCAAAGCUCAAGGGUGAUGUUGAUAUGUCAGGCCCAAAGAUCAAAGGAGACAUCAAAACACCAAAAGUGGAAAUUGAAGGCCCAGACGUUGAUAUUGAGGGCACCGAAGGUGGAUUCAAAAUGCCAAAAAUUAAAAUGCCAUCAUUUGGCUUUAAAGGUCCAAAGAUUGAGGGACCGGAUGUUGACAUUGACCUUCCCAAGGCAGAAAUUGACAUCAAGGCACCCAAAGUUGAUAUGAAAGGACCAGAAAUCGAUGUUACAGGCCCAGAGGGCAAAAUCAAAGGGUCCAAAUUCAAAAUGCCCUCCCUCUCCGGACCCAACAUUUCAAUGCCUGAUCUAGACUUCAAUCUGAAAGGACCAAAGCUCCAGGGUGAUGUUGACAUGUCAGGUCCAACGAUUGAAGGAGACAUCAAAACACCAAAAGUGGAAAUUGAAGGCCCAGACGUUGAUAUUGAGGGCUCUGAAGGUGGAUUUAAAAUGCCAAAAAUGAAAAUGCCAUCAUUUGGCUUUAAAGGUCCAAAGAUUGAGGGACCGGAUGUUGAUAUUGACCUUCCCAAGGCAGAAAUUGACAUCAAGGCACCAAAGGUUGAUAUCAAAGGACCAGAAAUCGAUGUUGCAGGCCCAGAGGGCAAAAUUAAAGGUUCCAAAUUCAAAAUGCCCUCCCUCUCCGGACCUAACAUUUCAAUGCCUGAUCUAGACUUCAAUCUUAAAGGACAAAAGCUCAAGGGUGAUGUUGAUAUGUCAGGCCCGAAGAUCAAAGGAGACAUCAAAACACCAAAAGUGGAAAUUGAAGGCCCAGGCGUUGAUAUUGAGGGCACCGAAGGUGGAUUCAAAAUGCCAAAAAUUAAAAUGCCAUCAUUUGGCUUUAAAGGUCCAAAGAUUGAGGGACCGGAUGUUGACAUUGACCUUCCCAAGGCAGAAAUUGACAUCAAGGCACCCAAAGUUGAUAUCAAAGGACCAGAAAUCGAUGUUGCAGGCCCAGAGGGCAAAAUUAAAGGGUCCAAAUUCAAAAUGCCCUCCCUCUCCGGACCUAAUAUUUCAAUGCCUGAUCUAGACUUCAAUCUGAAAGGAACAAAGCUCAAGGGUGAUGUUGAUAUGUCAGGUCCAAAGAUCAAAGGAGAAAUCAAAACACCAAAAGUGGAAAUUGAAGGCCCAGACGUUGAUAUUGAGGGCUCCGAAGGUGGAUUUAAAAUGCCAAAAAUGAAAAUGCCAUCAUUUGGUUUUAAAGGCCCAAAGAUUGAGGGACCGGAUGUUGAUAUUGACCUUCCCAAGGCAGAAAUUGACAUCAAGGCACCAAAGGUUGAUAUCAAAGGACCAGAAAUCGAUGUUGCAGGCCCAGAGGGCAAAAUUAAAGGGUCCAAAUUCAAAAUGCCCUCCCUCUCCGGACCUAAUAUUUCAAUGCCUGAUCUAGACUUCAAUCUUAAAGGAACAAAGCUCAAGGGUGAUGUUGAUAUGUCAGGUCCAAAGAUCAAAGGAGACAUCAAAACACCAAAAGUGGAAAUCGAAGGACCAGACGUUGAUAUUGAGGGCUCCGAAGGUGGGUUUAAAAUGCCCAAAAUUAAAAUGCCAUCAUUUGGCUUUAAAGGUCCAAAGAUUGGGGGACCGGAUGUUGACAUUGAGCUUCCCAAGGCAGAAAUUGACAUCAAGGCACCCAGAGUUGAUAUCAAAGGACCAGAAAUCGAUGUUGAAGGCCCAGAUGCCAGAAUUAAAGGAUCCAAAUUCAAAAUGCCCUCUCUCUCCGGACCUAACAUUUCUAUGCCUGAUCUAGACUUCAAUUUGAAAGGACCAAAGCUCAAGGGUGAUGUAGAUAUGUCAGUUCCAAAGAUCAAAGGUGACAUCAAAACACCAAAAGUUGAAAUUGAAGGCCCAGAAGUUGAUAUUGAGGGGCCUGAAGGUGGAUUCAAAAUGCCCAAAAUAAAAAUGCCAUCAUUUGGCAUUAAAGGUUCGAAGUUUGAGGGUCCGGAUGUUAACAUUGAUCUUCCCCACGUGGACAUUGAUAUCGAAGAACCUGAAAUUGAUAUCAAAGGACCAGAAAUUGACGUUGAAGGCCGGGGGGGCAAGAUAAAAGGACCCAAAUUCAAAAUGCCCUCCAUCUCGGGACCUAAUAUUUCGAUGCCUGAUGUAGACUUCAAUUUGAAAGGACCAAAGCUCAAGGGGGAUGUAGAUAUGUCAGGUCCAAAGACUGAAGGAAACCUGAAAUCACCAAGAGUGGACAUUGAUUCACCAGACAUUGAUAUUAAAGGUGCAGGAGGCGGAUUUAAAAUGCCACACAUGAAAAUGCCAUCAUUUGGCAUCAAAAGUCCAAAGUUUGAGGCACCGGGUGUGGACAUUGACCUCCCCAAAGCAGACAUUGACAUCAAGGCACCAAAAGCUGAUAUCAAAGGACCAGGAAUCGACGUUGAAGGCCCAGACGCCAAAAUAAAAGGAUCCAAAUUCAAAAUGCCCUCCCUCUCCGGACCUAAUAUUUCGAUGCCUGAUCUAGACUUCAAUUUGAAAGGGCCGAAGAUAAAGGGUGAUGUAGAUAUGUCAGGUACAAAGAUCAAAGGAGACAUUAAAUCACCAAAAGUGGAAAUCGAAGGCCCAGGUGUUGAUAUUGAGGGGCCCGAAGGCGGAUUUAAAAUGCCCAAAAUUAAAAUGCCAUCAUUUGGCUAUAAAGGUGAAAUUAUUGAGGGACCGGAUGUUGACAUUGACCUUCCCAAGGCAGAAAUUGACAUCAAGGCACCCAAAGCUGAUAUUGAAGGACCAGGAAUCAAUGUUGAAGGCUCAGAUGCCAACAUUAAAGGAUCAAAAUUCAAAAUGCCAUCCCUCUCCGGACCUAAAAUUUCGAUGCCUGAUGUUGACUUCAAUUUGAAAGGACCCAAGCUAAAGGGGGAUAUAGAUAUGUCACUUCCAAAGAUUGAAGGAGACCUGAAAUUGCCAAAGAUGGAUAUUGAUUCACCAGACAUUGAUAUUAAAGGUGCAGGAGGCGGAUUUAAAAUGCCACACAUGAAAAUGCCAUCAUUUGGCUUCAAAAGUCCAAAGUUUGAGGGACCGGAUGUUGACAUUGACCUUCCCAAAGCAGACUUUGACAUAAAGGCACCGAAAGUUGACAUCGAAGGACCAGAAAUCGAUGUUGAAGGCCCAGAUGCCAAAAUUAAAGGAUCCAAAUUCAAAAUGCCCUCUCUCUCCGGACCUAACAUUUCAAUGCCUGAUCUAGAUUUCAAUUUGAAAGGACCUAAGCUAAAAGGCGAUGUAGAUAUGACAGGUCCAAAAGUCAAAGGAGACAUGAAAACACCAAAAGUGGAAAUUGAAAGCCCAGAAGUUGAUUUUGAUGGUCCUGAAGGGGGAUUUAAAAUGCCCAAAAUUAAAAUGCCAUCCUUUGGAUUCAAAGGUCCAAAGAUUGAAGGACCGGAAGUUGACAUUGACCUUCCCAAGGCAGACAUUGACAUUAAGGCGCCCAAAGUUGAUAUCGAAGGACCAGAAAUCGAUGUUGAAGGCCCAGAUGCCAAAAUCAAAGGAUCUAAAUUCAAAAUGCCCUCUCUCUCUGGACCUAACAUUUCGAUGCCUGACCUAGACUUCAAUUUGAAAGGACCUAAGUUCAAGGGUGAUGUCGAUAUGUCGAGUCCAAAGAUCGAAGGAGAAAUCAAUAUUCCCAAAGGAAAGAUUAAAGGAGCUAGCAUCAACAUAGGAUCUCCAGGGGUAGACCUUAAAGGGCCAAAGCUGAAGUCUCCGAAAUUAUCUGGACCUAAAGUAUCAUUGCCUGAUGUUGACUUUGGUAUGAAAGGGUCAAAGUUGAAGGGCGGUAUUGAGGGAGCCAUGACAUUGCCAAAUCCUGUAAUUGAGGGUCCUGAUAUGUCAAUUGAUAGUCCUGAUGUAUCUAAAAAGCACAAAUUUAAAAUGCCUAAAUUUGGAUUCAAGGGAACAAAAGUCAAAGCUCCUGAAUUAGAUGUUAAAUUAGCGCAUGGAGAUGUAAAAAUCAAGGGCUCAAAAGGAAGUUUAGAGGGUCCUGAAGUAAACAUGGAUGCAACUAGUCCUAAAGUAAAAGGAUCCAAAUUCAAGAUGCCAACAAUAUCAGGCCCAAGAAUAACACUUCCUGAUGUGGAUAUGAACAUUAAAGGACCUAAGACAAAGGCUGACUUUGAUGCAUCCCUUCCAGAUGUUGAAUCGGACAUCAAGUCACCACAUUUUGACUCAGGCUCUGUGGAUGUGGAUGUUAAGACUCCAGAUUCUGGCUUUAAACUUCCAAAGUUUAAAAUGCCAAAAUUUGGCUUCAAAGGAACCAAGAUGGAUGGACCAGAUUUGGACAUUGACCUUCCAAAGGCAGACAUUGACAUCAAAGUACCCAAAGUUGACAUCAAAGGACCAGAAAUCGAGGUUGAAGGCCCAGAUGCCAAAAUAAGAGGACCAAAGUUCAAAAUGCCCUCUAUCUCCGGACCUAACAUCUCGAUGCCUGAUGUAGACUUCAAUUUGAAAGGACCGAAGCUAAAGGGUGAUGUCGUUUUGUCAGGUCCAAAGAUUGAAGCGGACGUCCAAACACCAAAAGUUGACAUUGAAGGUCUUGAUGUUGAUAUUGAAGGGCCUGAAGGUGGAUUUAAAAUGCCUAAGAUCAAAAUGCCAUCAUUUGGCAUCAAGAGUCCAAAGCUCGAGGGUCCAGACGUGAACUUUGAUAUUCCCAAAGCAGACAUUGACAUUGAAGCACCAAAUGUGGAUAUCGAAGGACCGGAAAUCGACUUUGAAGGCCCAGAUGGCCAAAUUAAAGGGAGUAAAUUCAAAAUGCCCUCUCUCUCAGGACCCAAAAUAUCAAUGCCUGAUAUAGACUUCAAUUUGAAAGGACCGAAGUUCAGAGGUGAUGUGGACAUGUCGGUUCCAAAGGCUGAAGCAGACAUCAAAACACCAAAAGUAGAAAUUGAAGGCCCAGACGUCGCUAUUGAGGGCCCCGAAGGCGGAUUUAAAAUGCCCAAAAUUAAAAUGCCGUCAUUUGGCUUCAAAGGUCCGAAGUUUGAGGGACCGGAUGUUGGCAUUGAUCUUCCCAAAGCAGACAUUGACAUAAAAGCACCUGAAGUUGAUAUCAAAGGACCAGAAAUCGACUUUGAAGGCCUGGAUGGCAGUAUUAAAGGGAGUAAAUUCAAAAUGCCCUCUCUCUCAGGACCAAAAAUGACAAUGCCUGAUAUAGACUUCAAUUUGAGAGGACCCAAGUUUAAGGGUGAUGUGGACAUGUCAGUUCCAAAGAUUGAAGGAGACAUCAAAACACCAAAAGUUGAAAUUGAAGGGCCAGACACCGAUAUUGAGGGCCCUGAAGGCGGAUUUAAAAUGCCCAAAAUUAAAAUGCCGUCAUUUGGCUUCAAAGGUCCGAAGUUUGAGGGACCGGAUGUUGCCAUUGAUCUUCCCAAAGCAGACAUUGACAUUAAAGCGCCUGAAAUUGACAUCAAAGGACCAGAAAUUGACGUUGAGGGCCCUGGUGGCAAAAUAAAAGGACCCAAAUUCAAAAUGCCUUCAAUGUCAGGACCUCAUAUAUCGAUGCCUGAUGUUGACUUCAAUUUGAGGGGACCAAAGCUCAAGGGCGAUGUAGAUGUUUCAGGUCCAAAGAUUGAAGGAAACCUGAAAUCGCCAAAAGUGGAAAUUGAAGCACCAGAUAUUGAUAUCAAAGGGGCAGGAAGCGGAUUUAAAAUGCCACACAUGAAAAUGCCCUCCUUUGGCUUCAAAAGUCCAAAGUUUGACGGACCGGAUGUUGACAUUGAUCUUCCCAACACAGACUUUGACAUCAAAGCACCUGAAGUUGAUAUGAAAGGACCAGAAAUUGACGUUGAAGGCCCUGGUGGCAAAAUAAAAGGACCCAAAUUCAAGAUGCCCUCCAUCUCAGGACCAAAACUUUCAAUGCCUGAUAUUGACUUCAAUUUGAGAGGGCCCAAGUUUAAGGGUGAUGUUGACAUGUCAGUUCCAAAGAUUGAAGGAGACAUCAAAACACCAGGAGUUGAAAUUGACGGCCCAGACGUUGAUAUUGAGGGCCCUGAUGGCGGAUUUAAAAUGCCGAAAAUUAAAAUGCCGUCAUUUGGCUUCAAAGGACCAAAGUUUGAGGGACCGGAUGCUGACAUUGAUCUUCCCAGUGCGGACAUUGAUAUCAAAGCACCUGAAGUUGAUAUCAAAGGACCAGAAAUUAACGUUGAAGGCCCUGGGGGCAAAAUAAGAGGACCCAAAUUCAAAAUGCCCUCAAUCUCGGGACCUAAUAUUUCAAUGCCUGAUGUAGACUUCAAUUUGAAAGGACCAAAGCUCAAGGGGGAUGUGGAUGUGUCAGGUCCAAAGAUUGAAGGAAACCUGAAAUCACCAAAAGUUGAAAUUGAGGCGCCAGAUAUCGAUAUUAAAGGUGGAGCUGGUGGAUUUAAAAUGCCACAUAUGAAAAUGCCAUCAUUUGGCUUCAAAGGUCCGAAGUUUGAGGGACCGGAUGUUGACAUUGAACUUCCCAAUGCGGAUAUCGACAUCAAAGCACCUGAAGUUGCUAUCAAAGUACCAGAAAUUGAUGUUGAAGGCCCAGAUGCCAAAAUUAAAGGAUCGAAUUUCAAAUUGCCCUCUCUCUCCGGGCCUAACGUUUCGAUGCCUGAUCUAGACUUCAAUUUGAAAGGGCCUAAGCUCAAGGGUGAUGUAGAUAUGGCUGGUCCAAAGUUCAAAGGAGACCUCAAAAUACCAAAAGGGGAAAUCGAAGGCCCAGAUAUCGAGGUUAAAGGUGCAGGAAGCGGAUUUAAAAUGCCACACAUGAAAAUGCCAUCAUUUGGCUUCAAAAGUUCAAAGUUUGAGGGACCAGAUGUUGACAUUGAUCUUCCCAAGGCCGGCAUUGACAUCAAUGCACCUGAAGUGGACAUUAAAGGACCAGAAAUGGACGUUGAAGGCCCCGAUGCCAAAAUAAAAGGACCCAAAUUCAAAAUGCCCUCAAUCACAGGACCAAAACUUUCAAUGCCAGAUGUAGAUUUUAAUUUGAGAGGACCCAAGUUUAAGGGUGAUGUGGAUAUGUCAGUUCCAAAUAUUGAAGGGAACAUCAAAGCACCAAAAUUGGAAAUUGAAGGCCCAGAUGUUGAUAUUGACGGGCCUGAAGGUGGAUUCAAAAUGCCAAAGAUCAAAAUGCCAUCAUUUGGCAUCAAAAGUCCAAAGAUUGAGGGACCAGAGGUAGACUUUGAUCUUCCAAAAACAGAUGUUGACAUUCAGACUCCUAAUCUUGAUAUCAAAGGACCAGAAAUUGACUUUGAAGGCCCAGAAGGCAAGAUUAAAGGGCCGAAAUUCAAAAUGCCCUCCAUCUCAGGGCCAAAACUUUCAAUGCCUGAUAUAGACUUCAAUUUGAAAGGACCAAAGCUUAAGGGUGAGAUAGACAUGUCAGUGCCAAAGAUUGAAGGAGACAUCAAAGCGCCAAAAGUAGAAAUUGAAGUCCCAGAUAUUGAUGUUAAAGGUGCGGGAGGCGGAUUUAAAAUGCCACACAUGAAAAUGCCAUCAUUUGGCUUCAAAAGUCCAAAGUUUGAUGGACCUGAUGUUGACAUUGAUCUUCCCAAGGCAGACAUUGACAUCAAAGCACCUGAAGUUGAUAUCAAAGGACCAGGAAUUGAUGUUGAAGGCCCUGGUGGCAAAAUAAAAGGACCCAAAUUCAAAAUGCCCUCCCUUUCAGGACCUCAUAUUUCAAUGCCUGAUGUUGACUUCAAUUUGAAAGGACCAAAGCUCAAGGGAGAUGUCGAUAUUUCAGUUCCAAAGAUUGAAACGGACAUAAAAACACCAAAAGGGGAAGUUGAAGGACUUGAUACUGAUAUUAAAGGUGCAGGAGGCGGAUUUAAAAUGCCACACAUGAAAAUGCCAUCAUUUGGCUUCAAAAGUCCAAAGUUUGAGGGACCGGAUAUUGAUAUUGAUCUUCCCAAGGCAGACAUUGACCUCAAGGCACCCAAAGUUGAUAUCAAAGGACCAGAAAUCGAUGUUGAAGGCCCAGAUGCUAAAAUUAAAGGAUCAAAAUUCAAAAUGCCCUCUCUUUCCGGACCUAACAUAUCUAUGCCUGAUCUAGACUUCAAUUUGAAAGGAUCUAAUCUCAAGGGUGAUGUAGAUGUGUCCGGUCCAAAGAUCAAAGGAGACAUCAAAACACCAAAAUUGGACAUUGAAGGCCCAGACAUUGAUGUUAAAGGUGCAGGAGGCGGAUUUAAAAUGCCACACAUGAAAAUGCCAUCAUUUGGCUUCAAAAGUCCAAAGUUUGAGGGACCGGAUAUUGAUAUUGAUCUUCCCAAGGCAGACAUUGACCUCAAGGCACCGAAAGUUGAUAUCAAAGGACCAGAAAUCGAUGUUGAAGGCCCAGAUGCUAAAAUUAAAGGAUCAAAAUUCAAAAUGCCCUCUCUUUCCGGACCUAACAUAUCUAUGCCUGAUCUCGACUUCAAUUUGAAAGGACCUAAUCUCAAGGGUGAUGUAGAUGUGUCUGGUCCAAAGAUCAAAGGAGACAUCAAAACACCAAAAUUGGACAUUGAAGUCCCAGACAUUGAUGUUAAAGGUGCAGGAGGCGGAUUUAAAAUGCCACACAUGAAAAUGCCAUCAUUCGGCUUCAAAAGUCCAAAGUUUGAGGGACCGGAUAUUGAUAUUGAUCUUCCCAAGGCAGACAUUGACCUCAAGGCACCCAAAGUUGAUAUCAAAGGACCAGAAAUCGAUGUUGAUGGCCCAGAUGCUAAAAUUAAAGGAUCAAAAUUCAAAAUGCCCUCUCUUUCCGGACCUAACAUAUCUAUGCCUGAUCUAGACUUCAAUUUGAAAGGAUCUAAUCUCAAGGGUGAUGUAGAUGUGUCUGGUCCAAAGUUCACAGGAGACAUCAAAACACCAAAAUUGGAUAUUGAAAGCCCAGACAUUGAUGUUAAAGGUGCCGGAGGCGGAUUUAAAAUGCCACACAUGAAAAUGCCAUCAUUUGGCUUCAAAAGCCCAAAGUUUGAGGGACCGGAUGUUGACAUUGACCUUCCCAAGGCAGACUUGGACAUCAAGGCACCCAAAGUUGAUAUCAAAGGACCUGAAAUUGAUUUUGAAGGCCCAGAUGCCAAAAUUAAAGGAUCCAAGUUCAAAAUGCCCUCUCUCUCCGGACCUAAAAUUUCGAUGCCUGAUGUAGAUUUCAAUUUGAGAGGACCCAAGUCUAAGGGUGAUGUGGAUAUGUCAGUUCCAAAGAUUGAAGGGAACAUCAAAGCACCAAAACUGGAAAUUGAAGGCCCCGAUGUUGAUAUUGAAGGGCCUGAAGGUGGAUUUAAAAUGCCAAAGAUUAAAAUGCCAUCAUUUGGUUUCAAAGGUCCAAAAAUUGAGGGACUGGAAGCUGACUUUGAACUUCCCAAGGCAGACAUUGACAUCAAGGCACCCAAAGUUGAUGUGAAAGGACCAGAUAUUGACAUUGAAGGCCCUGGGGGCAAAAUAAAAGGACCUAAAUUCAAAAUGCCCUCCAUCUCCGGACCUCAUAUUUCGAUGCCUGAUGUUGACUUCAAUUUGAAAGGACCAAAGCUCAAGGGGGAUGUCGAUAUAUCAGGUCCAAUGAUUGAAGGAGACCUUAAAUCGCCAAAGGUGGAAAUCGAUUGCCCAGAUAUUGAUGUUAAAGGUGCAGGAGGUGGAUUUAAAAUGCCACAUAUGAAAAUGCCAUCAUUUGGCUUCAAAGGUCCAAAGUUUGAGGGACCGGAUCUUGACAUCAAUCUUCCCAAGGCAGACAUUGACAUAGAGGCACCAAAAAUUGAUAUCAAAGGACCAGAAAUCGAUGUUGAAGGCCCAGAUGCCAACAUUAAAGGAUCAAAAUUUAAAAUGCCCUCUCUCUCUGGACCUAAAAUUUCGAUGCCUGAUCUAGACUUCAAUUUGAAAGGACCUAAGCUAAAGGGUGAUGUAGAUAUGUCCUGUCCAAAGCUCACUGGAGACAUCAAAACACCAAAAGUGGAAAUUGAAGGCCCAGAUAUUGACAUUAAAGGUGCAGGAAGUGGAUUUAAAAUGCCACACAUGAAAAUGCCAUCAUUUGGCUUUAAAGGUCCAAAAAUUGAUGGACCAGAUGUUGAAAUUGAACUUCCCAAGGCAGAAAUUGACAUGAAGGCACCCAAAGUUGAUAGCAAAGGACCAGAAAUCGAUGUUGAAGGCCCAGAUGCCAAGAUUAAAGGAUCCAAAUUCAAAAUGCCCUCUCUCUCAGGACCUAACAUUUCGAUGCCUGAUCUAGACUUCAACUUGAAAGGAUCAAUGCUCAAGGGGGAUGUAGAUAUGUCAGGUCCAAAGAUCAAAGGAGACAUCAAAACACCAAAAGUUGAAAUUGACAACCCAGACGUUGAUAUUGAGGGAUACGAAGGUGGAUUUAAAAUGCCAAAAAUGAAAAUGCCAUCAUUUGGUUUUAAAGGUCCAAAAAUUGAGGGAGCAGAUGUUGACUUUGAUUUUCCCAAGGCAGACAUUGACAUCAAAGCACCUGAAGUUGAUAUCAAAGGACCAGAAAUCGAUGUUGAAGGCCCUAGUGGCAAAAUAAAAGGACCCAAAUUCAAAAUGCCUUCCAUCUCAGGACCUCAUAUUUCGAUGCCAGAUGUUGACUUCAAUUUGAAAGGACCAAAGCUCAAGGGGGAUGUAGAUAUAUCAGGUCCAAAGAUUGAAGCAGACCUUAAAAUGCCCAAAGUGGAUAUCGAUUCCCCAGAUAUUGAUAUUAAAGGGGCCGGAAGCGGAUUUAAAAUGCCACAUAUGAAAAUGCCAUCAUUUGCCUUCAAAAGUCCAAAGUUUGAGGGACCAGAUGUUGACAUUGAUCUUCCCAAGGCAGACAUUGACAUCAAUGCACCUGAAGUGGACAUCAAAGGACCAGAAAUUGACGUUGAAGGCCCUGGUGGCAAAGUAAAAGGAACCAAAUUCAAAAUGCCCUCCCUCUCAGGACCUCAUAUUUCGAUGCCUGAUGUAGACUUCAAUUUGAAAGGACCAAAGCUCAAGGGAGAUGUAGAUAUGUCAGUUCCGAAGAUUGAAGGAGAACUGAAAUCGCCAAAAGUGGAUAUUGAUGCACCAGAGAUUGAUAUUAAAGGUGCAGGAGGUGGAUUUAAAAUGCCCAAAUUCAAAAUGCCAUCAUUUGGAAUGAAAAGUCCAAAAGUGGAAGUUCCAGAAGUUGAUGUCAAUCUGCCAAAAGUGAACAUCGAUAUGGGAUCACCGAAAAUUGAUGUAAAAGGCCCAGAUUUUGAUGUGGACCUUCCAGAGGGUAACAUCAAAAGUCCAAAAUUCAAAAUGCCAUCCAUCACUGGGCCUAAAAUGUCUAUGCCUGAUGUAGACCUUCAGCUGAAAGGAUCUAAACUGAAGGGUGAUGCAAAUGUGUCCUUACCAAAUUUUGAACGAGACAUCAAAAUCCCAAAAGUGGAAUUUGAAGGUCCACAUGUUGACAGUGUAGGGCCUGAUGCUGGAUUUAAAAUGCCAAAGUUCAAAAUGCCGUCAUUUGGCUUCAAAGGUUCAAAGAUUGAGGGGCCAGAUGUAGACUUUGAUCUUCCAAAAGCAGACAUUGACAUUGAAGCACCUAAUGUUGAUAUCAAAGUACCUGAAAUGGAUGUUGAGGGCCCUGAUGGCAAAAUUAAAGGACCGAAGUUCAAAAUGCCUUCCAUCUCCGGACCAAAGCUUUCCAUGCCUGAUUUAGGCAUCAAUCUGAAAGGACCAAGUAUAAAGGGUGAUUUAGAUGUGUCAAUUCCAACGAUUCAAGGGGACAUCAAAGCACCAAAAGUGGAAAUUGAAAGUCCAGAUGUUGAUAUUGAAGGUCCCGAAGGUGGAUUUAAAAUGCCAAAGAUUAAAAUGCCAUCUUUUGGCUUCAAAGGUCCAAAGAUUGAGGGGUCUGGUGUAGACUUUGGUCUUCCCACAGCAGAUAUUGACAUUCAAGCACCAAAUGUUGAUAUCGAAGGCCCAGAAAUCGAUGUUGAGGGCCCUGAUGGUAAAAUUAAAGGACCGAAGUUCAAAAUGCCCUCCAUUUCCGGACCAAAGCUUUCCAUGCCCAAUAUGGACUUCAAUCUGAAAGGACCUAGUAUGAAGGGUGAUGUAGAUGUUUCAAUUCCAACGAUUCAAGGUGACAUCAAAGCACCAAAAGUGGAGAUUGAAGGUCCAGAUGUCAAUAUUGAACGUUCUGAAGGCGGAUUUAAAAUGCCAACAAUUAAAAUGCCAUCAUUUGACAUCAAAGGUCCAAAGAUUGGGUCUCCAGGUGUUGACUUUGAUCUUCCCAAAACAGACAUUCAUAUUGAAGCACCUAAUGUUGAUAUUAAAGGACCCGAAAUUGACAUUUGCGGCCCUGAUGGCAAAAUUAAAGGGCCGAAGUUAAAAAUGCCCUCUAUCUCAGGACCUCACGUGUCGAUGCCCGAUAUAGACUUCAACUUGAAAGGACCGAACCUUAAAGGUGAUGUUGAUGUAUCAGUUCCAAAGUUUGACCAGGACUUGAAGACACCAAAAGUCCAAAUGGAAGGUCCAGAUCUUGAUAUUAAAGGUACAGGAGGCGGAUUUAAAAUGCCACAUAUGAAAAUGCCCUCAUUUGGCUCCAAAGGUACAAAGUUUGAGGGACAAGCAGUCGACAUUGAUCUUCCUCAGGGAGACAUUGACAUAAAAGCAACUGCAGUGGAUAUCAAAGGACCAAAAAUGGAAAUUGAAGGUCAUGGUGGCAAAACAAAAGGGUCAAAAUUCAACAUGCCCUCCAUCUCAGGCCCCAACAUUUCAAUGUCUGAUUUCAGUUUGAAAGGACCCACGCCAAAGGGAGAUACUGAUGUUUCCAUAAAAGGUGGUCAAUUUGAAGUUGAAGGUACGGACUUUGCUAUCAAAGGGCCCAAAGUAAAAUCUCCAGAAUUCAAUACCAACCCAAUUGAAACCGAAAUUGAUAUCAACCUGAAACGUCCAAAGGUGAAGGGAGAAUUGGGUGCUUUUGGAAAUGGUGAGGGUUCUGAUCUCAACAUCAGAACACCUACAAUUAAUGUUAAGGGUGCAUCUUUGGAGGCUGCAAAAACAAGUGUGACAUUUCCCAGGUUCAAAGGUCCCAAAUUUGGAAUAAAGGCCACAGAAGCCCAAGGACCUGAAGCAAAACUUAAGACCCCAAAAUUAAAUACGGGUGGCAAAAGUCCAAAGGCAGAUAUGAGCCUUCCAAGUGCUGGAGCACAUACCAAUGCCCCUGAUAUAGACCUAAAUGUUAAGGGAAAGAAAGGAAAAUUUAAACUUCCUAAAAUGAAGGCCAAGGCAAAACCAUCUGAAACUGACAUGGACACUCCAAUGGUAGAGCUGGACGUAGACACACCUGGCCUUAAUGUCAAAGGAGAGAAGGCCAAGAAGCAUCUAUUUGGUAAACUGCAUUUCCCUGAUGUUGAAUUUGACAUUAAAUCGCCCAAAGUGAAAGGGGAUAUCUCUUCGUCAAGUGGUUUGAGAUCCUCAGACAUAGAUUUGCCAUCUGGCAGCCUAGAUGCUAAACCAAAAGAUACAAAUAUUACGAACACCUCAGAGGGGAAAACAUCCAGCGGCCUUCCGUACCCAGAAGGUACAGUAACAUUUCCCAAAAUCAAAGCUCCAAAGUUUGGCAUUGCUCUGCCCCAUGUAGAAGGUCGCACGGAAGUUGGAGUAGAUAUGGAUUCAGGAACAGCAGUUGGUGGAGACAUUAAAAUACAGUCUCCCUCUGUUAGUUUUCAUGGUGGUGCACAGAAUAUUGAAGUCCCAAGUCCAGAACUUGGUCAAGGAAAAGUGAAGGGUAAGAUGCCAAAAUUAUUUGGCAAAUCCAAAGAAAAGGGUGGCAGUGGAAUUGAUUUAAAUGUGGGGCCGGAUUUUGAUAUAAGUGAGAGUGGAAAGUUAGAGGUAGGUGGUGGCUCAGGGCUUCACCUGUCAGGUAAAGGAAAAUCUGCCUCACUGGAUCUAUUAAAGCAAUCAAAGCACCAGCCUUCUUUGAGUGAUGAGACUGGGCUUGCUCUCAGUUCACCAUCAGCUCACUUAGAAUCGGAGGGUGGUGACAUUUCUUUAGAUCUAGGGGGAGCCAAAGUCAAAGGAAAGAAAGGAAAGUUAAAGUUUGGUACCUUUGGGGGUUUUGGUGCAAAGUCAAAGGGAUCAUAUGAGGUGUCCCUUGGAGAAGAUAGUGAAGCAAGAGUUGAGGGGAGUGGGGGUGUUUCUCUCCCAUCCAAAAAAUCGAGAUUGUCGUCAUCCUCAAGUAGUGAUAGUGGUUCUAGAGGUUUCCGCUUUCCAAAACUUGAGCUAUCUGUGUCACCGAAGAAAUGAAUUAUAAGAUGAAAGUAACACUCAUGCACAAUCUAAUUCAUUAUUUUCAGAGUGUUCAGAAUUUAAAUAUAUACUUUGGUUAAUCCACAGACAAUUUCCAAAUUGUAUUCACCACACGUGAGAUUGUUUAAAGUCCCAUUCAAUUGUAAAUAAGAUGGAAUUGUAUUGUAAAAUUGUAUGACUUCUUUUGUACAUAGUCAAAUUUAUUGAUCAUCUACCAUUGUACCAAAUUAUCACCAAUAGUUAAUUUCCAUUUGCUUUGAUAAAUUGUUGUUAUAGAAAGUAUGUUAUAUUUGUAUCUACCUGUCUGCAUGAAAAAUAGAUAUAGUAAGAAUAGCAAUAUCUAUUGAAAUUAUGUUUAAUCAUCCUGACAAAAAGACAAAAUAUAAAUUCACUUGUUUCUGUGUAUAAAAAAUCGCCCUUUGCUUUGGAAUUUUGAAACAAUGUAAGCAACGCAGAAAUCUAUUAACUCAAUUUAGAGCUGGAACUUCAUAAACAUUUCUUUAGAGUGUUAUAAUGACCUUCAUUGCGAUACAUUUUUUGGAAACCAUCUAUUCUAACUGCUGUUAAUAAUUGUCACAUGUUUUUUCUGGGGAAUCCCAAUAUAUUGUGUUGUAUUUAGCAAAGCUUUGCAUUAGCUUCCUUUAAUGUGGAUUAAAAAAAAAUGCAGCCAUUAUUUUCUCAGUUCUAUCCUCCCACUAUCCUUAUUUUACAGUGUACACAAUCCUGUUGGCUCAACCAAAGAUGCCAUCAAUAUCUGUGAUUGUGUUGGAAAAGUAACAUGGUAUCUGUUAUUUGUUUAAGAUUAUUUCUAUCCUCUGGGUCUUGCCUUGUUCUUUGUUGCUUUGUGCAUUGUGCAAAAUAAAUCAAAUAAACAGUUGAGUAUCUGA
Messenger RNA from Gadus morhua (Atlantic cod), 22480 nucleotides. It is a transcript of the gene ahnak, whose product is annotated as AHNAK nucleoprotein. Gene Ontology annotation, cellular component: cytoplasm; nucleus. Gene Ontology annotation, molecular function: protein binding. The transcript is spliced from 6 exons. NCBI's taxonomy places the organism in Eukaryota, Metazoa, Chordata, Actinopteri, Gadiformes, Gadidae. The record is from RefSeq and is a predicted model, not a curated record. The coding region runs from base 420 to 21590 and encodes 7056 amino acids. Gene Ontology annotation, biological process: regulation of RNA splicing.